This is a messenger RNA of Daldinia loculata, 1488 nucleotides long. RefSeq names its product cyclin-like protein. Gene Ontology annotation, molecular function: cyclin-dependent protein serine/threonine kinase regulator activity. Bases 141 to 1148 code for a protein of 335 amino acids. Gene Ontology annotation, biological process: regulation of transcription by RNA polymerase II. The record is from RefSeq and is a predicted model, not a curated record. Gene Ontology annotation, cellular component: nucleus. NCBI's taxonomy places the organism in Eukaryota, Fungi, Ascomycota, Sordariomycetes, Xylariales, Hypoxylaceae. The transcript has a single exon.
CCUCGCAUGACAUGACGUCUCCAAAGUCAACAAGCUUCCAUGUAGAUUGUAGAUUAUACCAAAAAGAUUAAUAAACCCAUGUAGAUGCGCCACGAUACCAAUUGAUACUGCACAUUGCAUCUCGCCUCCCCCCCCCUAAAAUGGCGCACAUGACCAAUCCCCUCGCGACCGUCGACCAGCUAUACCAGCGGACCUCCUUCAGCGCGCUACCCUCCGACCUCCAAGACGCCAUCUUCUUCGCGACCCAACGUCUGACCCAAGCCGCCGGCAUUCUACUACGGAUCCCCCAAUCCGUCACAGCACAAGCUAACGUCGUACUCGCGCGCUACUGGCUCGUCGAAUCGCCCCUAUCCUACGAGUUCAGCGAUACAUCCGCCGCCGCGCUCUUCCUCGUCGCCAAGCUCGGCGCACACCCGUGUCUACCCCGCGACGUCUGCAAUGUAUACGCCUACCUUCUAUCUCCGAACUCCGUUCUCUCUAAGGGCGGUAAUGAUGGAGGAGGAGGAGGAGGAGGAGGAGGAGGAGGAGGAGGAGACGUCGACGAUAAGGAUAAAGGGGACCCGUCGUCAUACUACCUCUCCGAAAACGCGUACGCCUCCUUCCGAUCGCGUAUCUUGGCGCUCGAGGCUCGCAUAUUGUACUCCUUAUCCUUCGACACGCACGUCGCGCUGCCACACCCCUUAGCCAUCACAUACCUACAAGCGUUGGACUUCCUCGGCCUACCCAGAGCCGAGAUCGCGCGACGCGCCAUCGCCUAUCUCAACACGGCGCUCUUGUCGCCGCAGCUGCUGUAUCUCACGCACCAGCCGCACGCGCUCGCCGUCGCGGCGAUAUACUCGGCGGCGCGCGACGCUGGGGCCAAGAUGCCGACGUGUGCGUGGUGGGAAGUGUUCGACGUGGACCGCGAGGAGCUCGGGUUUCUGGUUGUAGGCAUGCGCAGUCUCGAGGGCUGGGUGCGGACGCAGCGGGAGGAUGACGGUGUGCUGACGAGGGGGAUGGUCACGCGGGCCUAUGUGGAGGGAGAGAUGAGGAAGAGGGGGUUAAGGAUUGGGAAUGGGAGUGCUGGGGCUGGUGAGGAUGAGAUGGAAGAUGAGGAAACGGAACUUAUGCGGCAGAUGGAUGAGAAGGCGGCGCAACUAGAUGAAUGAGGGCCAGAGCUAACUCGAUGUCUGUGUAGACUAAAUAGAGCUUAGAAGGGCGCCACGGACUGCUAGUUGGCUCCUAUAACUUCAUGCUAUCUAUAUCCGGGAGUGGUGGGACAGCCAUGGUUCCAGCAUCUUAGUAGAAGAUCUGCUACAACCAAGCUUAUAAUUGGCCUUUUAAAGCUAAAAGUACGAACUUAAGUCGCCCUGAGAAACUAUAGGGAUAGGAGAAGACGAGAAUGUAUUAAAUAACAUGACUUAACAAGGAUGGUUUCCUUUGCAAGUCCUAUGUAACUGAUUAUGACCCCUCCUAGAGAAAUUUACAAACCGUUCUCCCUCCCCCAUA